Eremomyces bilateralis CBS 781.70 is the source of this 516-nucleotide messenger RNA. Its product is annotated as trafficking protein-like protein particle complex subunit 2. The record is from RefSeq and is a predicted model, not a curated record. The transcript has 2 exons. Gene Ontology annotation, biological process: endoplasmic reticulum to Golgi vesicle-mediated transport. Gene Ontology annotation, cellular component: cytoplasm; TRAPP complex; nucleus. The coding region runs from base 1 to 516 and encodes 171 amino acids. Lineage: Eukaryota; Fungi; Ascomycota; Dothideomycetes; Eremomycetales; Eremomycetaceae.
AUGUCCUAUUACUUUGCCAUUAUUGGCACCAAAGACAAUCCCCUUUUCGAACACGAGUUCGGAACCUCGAGACAAGGCGGUGACGGCGUUGCGCGAUUCCGUGAAGAUGCGAGGCAUAUGAACCAGUUCAUCGUGCACAGUAGUCUAGAUAUCGUAGAAGAGGUGCAGUGGGGAGGCGGGCAGAUGUAUCUCAAACACGUCGACUCUUUCCGCAACUCCCACGUCUUCUCCUUCAUCACCGGCGGCAACGUCAAAUUCAUGCUCCUCGUCGCUCCCGACACGCAUAACGCGUCGCGCGCCUCGUCCGCAUCGACAGCGCGAAGCUCGACCUAUGGCCAGGUCAGCACGUACAACCCGACCGCUCCGUCCACCGAAGAACCCAUCCGGAACUUCUUCAUUGAGGUGUACGACGCUUGGUUGAAGACGAUCAUGAGUCCGUUUUACCAGGUCAAUAUGCCUGUGAAGAGUCCGGUGUUUCGGGGACGGGUUGCCGGGGCAGCGAAGAAGUAUUUGUGA